AACGGAGUCGCCCUUUCUUGGAACGAGAGACAGUCGGUGACACUCGUGCAUCAAUUAUAAUAUUUUGCAGGUGAGUUUGGAGAUCGAUGUGGUGGGAGAAACAUGCAUCAGACAGCAUCGUACACCCAAAUCAACAUUAAUUAAACUCAUCUGUGAUUCUCUUUGUCCCCUCUCUAACUCCAUCAUAUAUAAAUAGGACUAAUUGCCAAAGCCCUUGUCCUAAACAAACACACCACUAAAAAACAAAGAUGAUUUCUUCUAAAAUCCUAAGCCACACUCGUUCUUCAAGCUUGCCUUCAAGAUUAUCACACCCCCUUACACCCCUAUUCAACCACCAUUUACAUAAGCUCAAAAAUGGAAAUUCCACUUCCACCCCUUCUUCCUUAUCAUCCAUCACCGAAAAACUAUAUAUUCUCGAACAUCUCUAUAAUUGUAUCGACGAUUUGCUGCUUUUGCCGCAUACUCACAAAGUUUUCGCUGAAGAAUGCAGCGAAAAAUGGGUCGAAGAAAUAUUGGACGGAUAUCUCUGCCUCGUAGAUGCUUGCUCCACAGCCAAAGAUUCCGUCUUUCAAGCAAAAGAGUAUGUAUUAGAUCUUCUCUCGUUUCUCAGGCGAAGACGAGAUAUGAGUUCAGAAAAUCUUUCCGGGUUCUUGAUUUCGAGAAAGUCGGCGAAGAAGAUGAUUAACAAGUCGUUGAAAAAUAUCAGCGGUUUGAAAAACAAGCCCUCUGUUUUGGCUUUGGAAAAAGAUCAAGAAACCAUUGCUAUUAUAAGCAUGCUCAAGGAGGCUGAGAUGGUUACUCUGGACGUGUUCGAGGCUUUGCUGUUGAGUAUUUGUGGGCAUUCUUCAAUGACACGUGGCAGCAGGUGGUCCCUUGUUUCCAGGCUGAUCAAAUUUUCGGACAAGGAGGCACGGCAGGGCGUUGAAUUUGCAGAGAUGGAUGCUAAUUUGUACAAGGUUGUUACUGCUGGUUUUAUGACAUCAUCAAAAUGUGACAAUGGCGGGAAGAUCGAUGAGCUACAGCAGCAGCUGAGAGAUAUUGAUGCUAGCGUACGAGUCGUUGAAGAAACGCUCGAACGCUUGUUCAAACGUUUGAUCAGAACAAGAGUUUCACUGCUCAACAUGCACAGUCAGCACUAGAGUAGUUUGUAAUAAUAGGAACAAAAGUAAUGUACAUAAUAUCUUGUACACUUUUAUUCAGAUAUGCUGUAAAAUAUUCAUGUAUAUAUAUAUAUCAGUUCAUACACCCUUGUUUUACUGUUUAUUGCCUAAAGAUCCUUAAUUUUAUCAACAAGUUACAUAAACUCAAAUUAAGACAUAAUGAAACAGCUUAAACUCAUCUACAAGA
Molecule: messenger RNA, 1347 nt
Organism: Erythranthe guttata (spotted monkey flower)
Lineage: Eukaryota; Viridiplantae; Streptophyta; Magnoliopsida; Lamiales; Phrymaceae
Biological process (GO): root development; shoot system development
Source: RefSeq, a predicted model, not a curated record